AUGUUUUCCGUUCCCGGCUGGAAUGUCUCUGCGAACCUCGCGACACAGGUCGAGAAGCCGAAGCCGCAAGACCCUGAGAAACAGGGCAAGAAAGCAAAAAAGAGGAAGCAGAAGCAGGAGGAGCAGGUCAAUGAGGCAAAUGUGGGAGAGCUGUGGGACAGAGUAAUUGAGGGGAAGACACCCAAGGCUCCGGGAAAGACAGCGCCGGGAAAACCUGAAGGUGCACAGGCGGAAGAGGGUGCGCAGGAGGUGAGAGGGAAGAAGAGGAAGAGGGGGACGAGAGGCGCAGGGCGUGGUGACAGUGGAAGCAAGGAGGAUGAACAAGUGGCAGACAUUACACAAGCAGCCGUUGACGUGAAGAUUGCUGCGGAAGUCAAGCCAAAGCCCAUUGAAGGCGAAUCGAAGCGCGACAAGAAGAAGCAAAAAAAGGAGCACAGGGCCGACCAAUCUUCGAAACCUGCAGACGCAACCAUGCCAUCUGCAGGUAUAAUAGAUUCACUCCUCCCACCCGAGCCCAAAGGCCUCACCCCUCUCCAGAAGUCUAUGCGCCAGAAACUCGCUGGCGCCCGCUUCCGCCAUCUCAACGAGACGCUGUACACCAAGCCGUCCACCGACUCUCUCGCCCUCUUCAAAGAAGAUCCCUCCAUGUUUGAAGACUACCACCGCGGUUUCGCGAUGCAGACCGAGGGCUGGCCCGAGAAUCCCGUGGAUGGCUACGUGAACGAUGUGCUCACGCGUGGCAAGGUGCGAGAUCGAAACACUCCCAAAGACAAGAAGCGGAACGAGAAGAAGCCCAGAUACAGAGACCCGACUAAGCCAGAGCCAGAGGAACCGACUACAGCAGGGGGGCUAAAACCCUUACCCAGGAAUCUUAAGGGCCAUUGUACUGUCGCGGAUUUGGGCUGUGGCACAGCCUCCCUCUCCUACCGCCUCCAACCGCACCUCAAAUCUCUCAACAUGCACAUCGACUCCUACGACCUUUCCAAACCUUCUGGUCCUUCUCAUUCGCUCGUCACCAUAGCAGACAUCUCCGCAUUACCCUGCGUAGAUGGGUCAGCCGACGUAGCAGUCUUCUGCCUCGCCCUUAUGGGCACAAACUGGCUCGAUUUUAUCGAUGAAGCAUACCGCAUCCUGCGGUGGCGCGGGGAGCUUUGGGUCGCGGAGAUAAAAUCGCGCUUUGGACGCGUCGAAAAAGGCAAACCUAGAAAGGGAAACCCUCCCAUCAAUUCCAUCGGUAGCUUGCGAAAAGGCGGUCCCAAGCCACCCAAGAAGAAAGAAGAUGAUGAAGGCGAAAUGAAUUCCGACGACGAAGCGGAGCUCGCGACGCGCAUUGAUGGCGUGGCUGCAAAGGAAGGCACGGAUGUAUCGUCCUUUGUCGCUGUGCUGCGUGCGCAUGGGUUCGUGCUUGAUGCGCCGCCGGAGAAGCCGUCUGCCGCGAUUGAUUUGGGGAACAAAAUGUUUGUUAAGAUGCAAUUUGUGAAGGCUGCGCAGCCUAGCAAAGGGAAGAACGUCAAGGAAUCGGUGAACGGGCUUAAGAUGGGCAUGAAGGGGAAGAAGUUUACGGCAGUGGAAGACGAUGAUCCUGAUGAUACGGAGAACGCAAAGGUGCUUAAGCCGUGUUUGUAUAAGAUUAGGUAG
Molecule: messenger RNA, 1638 nt
Organism: Didymosphaeria variabile
Lineage: Eukaryota; Fungi; Ascomycota; Dothideomycetes; Pleosporales; Didymosphaeriaceae
Gene: RRP8
Product: 25S rRNA (adenine645-N1)-methyltransferase
Exons: 1
Coding region: 1-1638 (545 amino acids)
Biological process (GO): ribosomal large subunit biogenesis; rRNA methylation
Cellular component (GO): nucleolus
Molecular function (GO): rRNA (adenine) methyltransferase activity
Source: RefSeq, a predicted model, not a curated record